AAAAAAAUCGCACCGCGACGUCGCAGAGUGAAGUUAUUCGCCAUUCGUCUCUGCGCUCUCUCAUAGUACCAAGGGUUAGGGUUUCGCUGUCCGGAAGGGUGAUUGCUCAGCAUUUUCUGUUCCCUUUAGAGGCUUUGCCGUAGAGAUGGACACCACCGCCGAUAUCCAAGCAGCAAUCAAUUCCAUCCCUGCAAAGAAGGAGGAUCUGCGUAAGGCCUUUGAGGAGCUACAAUCAUGUUCUUCGUUCCUCCCCUCGUUCACUCUGCAGUGGAAGAAUAUCGAUGACCAUUUCUCCUCCAUUGAGAAGUCCAUCGACAAGAGAUUCCAGGAAAUCAAGUCAAGGGGGCCGACAGAGAAGCCCACUGCCACUGUUUCAUCAGCGAAUGUCCAGGUAGAACACGAUAAGCCGGUGAUUGAACCUUGUCCGGAGCUGAAGUCUUUCUGUGUCAAGAUGGAGGCAAAGGGUCUGCAAGCGUACAUUAUUGGGCAUUGGACAGGCAUUGAGGCGAUACGUAGAGAACUCGGUCCCGCCCUUCUGUACUCGCCGGAUCCCGUUACGCUGGUACUAGAUGCAUACGAGGACUUAGAUGGAUCUAGCGAAAUGAUGGAAAAUGGUGUUCAGGCGAUCUGGAGGGCUUAUUUGACUAUCCUGGAGUGCUUUCAUGGAUUGAAGUUGGAAGUUAAGCCUUCCGACAAGGAGAGGGCGAGGCAGGUGGCCAAAAAGUGCGACGAUUUGAUUAAGAAUGGGAAAAAGGAUAAUGCUGUUGUGGUGAUGGUUUUUCUGCAUGUGCUUGCUGCGUUUGGAUUGUUCGAAUAUUUUGUGAUGGAUGAUGUUUUGAAUCUUCUAGUCACGGUGGCAGAUAAGCGGAACAUUGUUGAUCUAUGCAGGAAUUCUGCUCUUGAAGUAAAGAUUCCUGGUAAGAAUUGGAGGGACUUGCUCUAUUUAUUUGGCAGCGCAGCUUUAAAGUUUUGUUAACAUACUCAUUUGUUAGUGCUUUGCAACUUUCAAUUUUUCUGCUCACACUCAUAAGUGUACAAGGGACGAGUACACAAUCAUU
This is a messenger RNA of Phalaenopsis equestris, 1058 nucleotides long. Its product is annotated as truncated FRIGIDA-like protein 1. The coding region runs from base 146 to 976 and encodes 276 amino acids. The record is from RefSeq and is a predicted model, not a curated record. Lineage: Eukaryota; Viridiplantae; Streptophyta; Magnoliopsida; Asparagales; Orchidaceae. The transcript has a single exon.